UUUGAUGAAUCUAUGAACCUGUGUUGCAGGUAAAGUUGAGCUCCAGCACCGCCGCUGUCAGUGAGCGGGACUGCAGCUGUGUUUGCACUCUCAGACGCCCCUCUCUGGAGCAGUGUAUGCUGGAUAGAGCCCCCCCAUCCCCUAAGCCCCUCCCUGCCCCAGGGUCAAAGUGCAGGUGUCAGUGUGAGGUCACGGGGUUCAACCCCUGUGAGACAGAGCUAAGACUGGAGAAACUGAGGAGGAGGAGCACCGACAUCGACAAGGUGCAGGGUAUCUCUGUGAUGCUGCGACAGGCUCUGGAGAAUGCGGACAUCAGGAGACUGAGCAGCAACACCAACCGAGUCAGCACUCACCUCAAAACACUGGAGCAGGGGGAUCAGAAUCUGUGUAACAUCACCUUAGAACAGGACAGGGGAGCAAAGGUCAAAGAGCAAGCUGGGGCGGGAAAGGAACAUUCCUCUCCUAGCCUCUCCCCUAGCCCCGCCCUUAACCACACAACCACAUCCUCCCGGAGUGAGGAGACAAGACAGACAGACAGACAGGGGGAGCUGUCUAACACAGUGUGUGAGGAUGGCUGCUCUGGAUCUCUCUCCGCGGUGAGCCCCCCUCUCCGGCGCAGUGUUUUCGGGAGGAGUGGGGAGGGAGCCUGGUUCUCGGACCCCAUGUCCCAGGACAGCCCCCUCUACGUGGCUCCACUGCUGUUCGGGAGCACCCUGCUGGAGUUCAGAGACAUGGAUGUGCUGGCGCGGGGUGAGCCCCUCUCCCCCCCUCACACCCUCCCCGCCAGCUACUCCGGCUCAGGACACACAGUCUACAACUCCUCCUUCUACUACCUGAAGGCUUUCACUCGAACCCUGAUCCGCUACAGCCUGGUCCAGCGCUGCCUGUGCGCCUGGUCCGAGCUCAGUGAGCUGCCCUCCCCCUCGCACGGGCAUGGCUGGCGGGGUCACAAUGAGGUCACGCUGGGGGCAGACGAGGGGGGGCUGUGGGUGGCGUACCCCUCUCUGCUGGAGGGGGAGCUGAUGCUGAGGAAGCUGGACUCAGAGGAGCUGCUGCCCAGGAGAGGGGAGGGAGGGGAGAAGGCAGCGUGGAGCACAGGGCUGGGCAGGCAAAGGUACGGGCUCUGCUUCCUGGUGUGCGGGGUGCUUUACGUGCUGGAGCGGGGGGCGGAGAGUGAGGGGGUGGUCUUCCACGCCUUCGACUCACACACAGGAUCACACACCUCCCCUGCACUCCCCUUCCCAGCUCGCCCCGCCACCACACUCCUCACACAGCUCUCCUACAACCCCCGGGACAGGCUGCUGUACGGCUGGGACGACGGGGCGCUCCUCACCUACAGCCUGGAGUUCACAUACUGA
This is a messenger RNA of Acipenser ruthenus (sterlet), 1358 nucleotides long. Its product is annotated as olfactomedin-like protein 2A. Gene Ontology annotation, biological process: signal transduction. NCBI's taxonomy places the organism in Eukaryota, Metazoa, Chordata, Actinopteri, Acipenseriformes, Acipenseridae. The record is from RefSeq and is a predicted model, not a curated record. The transcript is spliced from 5 exons. The coding region runs from base 117 to 1358 and encodes 413 amino acids.